AAAAUUGAUUUGCCUCCCUGGUAUGUAACAACAAAUUGAUUUCAUUACUAUGUAACUAACAAUAAGAUUAAAAAAUGAUGUAUUCUAUACAAAAUCGUUGAAUGAGUUUAGUCACGUAACUUAUAAGGUCUUGGUACAAGUUAGUACGACCACCUCUAUAAAUAAUAAACGCAACUGUAAAACAACAUCGACUAAGAAUCGAUUAUAACGUGUCUACCAAGGUCGCUGCGAAGAAAUAGUCACAAACAUCAAACGCGGUUUUAGUCGGUUUCCAAUGGUGUUGUGCAAUAUGAAUACGUAUGCCGUUUACGACGCAAAACAGGUUCAACGAAAUCUUGGUUGGAAAGCUGCCAUCUAUAAAUCGAGCGUAGAAUCCUACAUAAGCAUUUAUCGCCAUAACAACCACCCAGUAAUACAAACAUGAAUGUAUCUUUUGUCGACAUUUGCACACAGCCUUCUUUAGAUACUUCAAUAUGUGCUAAAAUAAAUACUUCUUGAAGCGAUGAGCAAAAGUGAAUUAACUGUUUCAAGAUGGCUGGAAGCUCAUCUCGACAGAAGCGCGGGUUUAACAACUCUACCAAGAAGUCUUGUUUUGGCCGAUGUGACCGGUGAUGGCGACCAUAAGCUAGUUCUUACAGAUUUAAAGUUUGCAUCAAAUGAAAGAAGUCGACUCAAGGUGUAUAAAGGAACACUUUUGACCACUGACCAAACUUUACCUGAAACCCCAUCCUCGCUAAUAACUUUUUACACAAAUUCUUAUGAUUCAAAAAUUCCUGCGAUUGCUGUUGCUUGUGGUACAGAAUUAUUAAUCUACAAAAACAACAAACCUUACUUUAAAUUCACUGUCGUGCCCUUACCCUUUUCAGCGUUAGAACAAGCUGUUUGGAAAAAAUUAAGCGAUGAAUCGAAUCGUGAUGUUAGUUCUGCUUUAAGCGAUCUUAAAAGCGUUCCUUUCCAUACUUUAUCAUCAAGAUCCCAAAAUCUACUUUCAUUGGAGGUAAAUGAAAUUUCUGAAUAUAUCAAUAAAUAUUCUACAUCAGAACCGAAAAAGUUCUCCCCCAUCACUUGUAUGACCACGCUAAAUAGAAGCACACAAGAUAAGGAUGCUCCAGCUUGUCCAAUUUUAGCUACAGAGGCUGGACAAGUUUUUAUUUUAGAUCCACAAACUUUUGCACCUUUACAUCAAGCAGUUGCAUCUUCUAAUAAAACCACCCCAUACAUAAUCCAAACAAUUGGUGUGUACGACGUUGAAUUUCGAAUAACAAUUGCAAGCAGAGAAGGUUAUGUAACUUUACUUCGAAGAGGUUGGCUUGAAGGAAAAACUCUGUUUCAAACCACCCCAAAUAUUGUUGAUAUGGCAUUAAUUCCUGGUGAUGGAUUCAUUAUGAUUGCAACAACAGAAAAGUUAUUGCAAUGUUAUACAAAAAGAGGUAGCAAAGUGUGGAAUUUAAAGACAAAAUAUGAAAUAACUUGUUUAUGCGUAAUUCCUUUGAGUUAUAUAAACACUUCCUUGUUGGCGGUUGGGUUUCGCGGCGGUAGUAUUCAUUUAUACCAAGGAAGAACUUUAAUGGACGUCAUUAUUGGACCGGAUACACCUUCUGCAAUUAUUUUUGGACAGUUAGGUCAAGAGGAACACGUUAUGGUCAUUGUUACAAUGAGUGGUGCAUUAAAUUUAAAAAUAUUAAAAAGAACAGCAGAUUUUAACUUAAAUAAAGAGGACUCUAUGUCGGCUCCUAUUCAACAAGCCAAACCUCUUCCACUACCAAAAAGAAGUAAAUUAUUUUUAGAACAAAGUAUGAGAGAAAGACAAAAUCCGAUUGAUAUGCAUCAAAAUUUUCAAAAAGACCUUAUUCGUUUAAGGUUAUUGGCAGCAAGAGCAAUGGUUCAAGCUCAAUCAAACCAAACAGGUGUAGGAAAUGAAAAAGAACUUCUAAAAUUAUCAGCUCAAGUUUUAGGACUUGGACCAAAGUUUACUUUAAAUUUAACGUUGGAAAACAUAAACAUUGAGCGAGCAUUGAUCGGAUUAAACAUAAUUUUGCAUUGCAAUCCGACGAUUUACAAACUGUCGUGUUAUCUAAUCAAAGUACCUUUGAUACCACCAAAUUUAUCGUAUAAGAUUGAGGUAAAAGUGCAAGAAAGAGAUUUAGAAAACGUCGUUGAAGAAAAUGAUGGUGCAACGGAAAAUGUUAAAAUUAUUAGAGUCUUUGCUAGUAAAAAUGGGGAAAAUCGACCUGUGCUAGCUGCUAUUAUUACUAUGCCACCAAGUGAAGUUUCGACAUUAUUAUAAAUAAAUAAAAUGAAUUGAUUAAUAAUAU
Molecule: messenger RNA, 2315 nt
Organism: Onthophagus taurus
Lineage: Eukaryota; Metazoa; Arthropoda; Insecta; Coleoptera; Scarabaeidae
Gene: BBS1
Product: Bardet-Biedl syndrome 1
Biological process (GO): non-motile cilium assembly; protein localization to cilium
Cellular component (GO): axoneme; centrosome; BBSome
Molecular function (GO): smoothened binding; patched binding
Source: RefSeq, a predicted model, not a curated record